AUGUCAGAUUUAUUUGGCGCUGGUUCGGAAGAUUUGGAUUGGACCAGUGAUUUGGGGGUAAGCAAGCCAUUUUCCUUCUCUAGCUAGUUGGCGUUUAUUGCGAAACAAGCUUUCACUACUUGCCGACCACUUAGUGAAGUAAAAGUUAUGCUUGAAGUAUAUUUGCUGGCUUUACUUAUAAAUGACAGCAUUGUUAAGAUUUUCCACUAUAGAUGGUUUCCUGCCCAGUAGAAAUGUUCAAUGCACAAAAUAAAACCAGCUGAAUGGAAAGCUUAACGCUUGUGUAAAAGCAAACAAACAAAUCGAGAAAACAGGUUGGGUUAAUUUACAAGAACUCUCGUAAAGUCUUACCUAAACUUAAUUAAGCUUAAGAUCCGUGACCUUUGUUUAAAAACAGGAAUACGAAGGAGAGAGAAACGAACUCGGAGAAAGGCAUGGAUAUGGAAAAGCUGUUCUACCAAAUGGUGAUAUUUACGAAGGAAACUAUGUUAAUGGGAAACGACAUGGGAAGGUUAAUAUUUCGAUAGACUUUUUACUUUAGUAAAAUUACUUGUAACAGAAACAGACAUUUCAUAGGCUAUCAACAGGAUACCUUUUUCUUAGAAUUGGCCUUAAGCGGUUGGCUUGAUUCUCGCUUAAGGAUAUUGCUUUACAGAAAAUUAACUAGAUAACCUUCCUAAAUAUUUAAGCCGAAUUAUUUUUAGUGCAGUAGCUUGGGACCAGUGUUUAUUUAUAUAUGGAGAGGGGUGAAAGAAAUCAACGACAGGGGUGAUUUUGUUCGAUGCCUUGUAAAUUAUUUCUGUUUGUGUAAAAAAUAAUUUGUUUCAAACCUAAAUGUAAUGAUUUUCUUAAAUUCUGUGGCCAUUUGAAAGUGAUGAAGUAGAAGACCAAUACCCACCCAUCUCCACCUAACACAGCCUGCUAUCACCCAUGGUUACUGCGUAGAAUUUGGUACCAUCCACUGUACAGUAGGCAUUGGCUAGUCCACUUUAUGCAUCCAAAAUAAUGAGAACACAAAACUACAUUACAGAUGCCUACAAUUUUUUCUGGGAGGGUCAAAUUUAAGUUGUGAAUGGAAAGAGGGGAACCACUAUUUAGACCUAAUGGGGGAUGGGGAGGGGGCAUCCUUGCAGAAAUUUUUAUCAUGCAAAACAGUUUCCCUGUGACCAUCUCCAUAAAUAGUGGCCAGCCUCAUACCAUCCUGCAUGCAUAGUUUUUUAGCUAACCUGUAGGUACAGGCUAACAUUUGAUCCCAAAUUUUGCCAGUGCCACAUCUUGUAUUUUUCAAAUGUGAGUUGCAUUUUUGACAGUAUUUUCAUAUCUAAAGCCGCACUAGAUCCACAUUAGAAAUGGGAUGGGUUGAUGAUAUGAACGGGUGACUAGUACAAUGGGAUAUGUCCCUUUGAGGUUUACAUCUCCCCUAAAAAUGCACUUAGCGGGGUUUUAUAAAAUGUACCUAGCUCUGCCUAAUGAUAAGAUCAUACUUGGUACUCAUGUUUACAGGGAACAUACAUAUUUCGAAAUGGAGCCAAAUACAAGGGUUUUUAUGAUGAGGGAAAAAAGAGUGGCCAUGGAACAUUUGAGUACCCUGAUGGAUCUAAAUAUGAAGGUAUGUACAGUUAUUUUCUUUAAAGUUUUCAACUAAGAUACGAAAAGCCAGUGUAUGUACUUAAACUCAGUGAGAUGGAUGCUUGGUAUAAGAGCUUGGCUUAGUUCUUGGCCUGUCAAAAUGCCUGUUUUUUUUGGCUAUUUUUGUUUGAAAACCUUUAAAAAUUGCAUGCAAUUUCACUUAGUAGGAAUAGUAGAGACUGUCCUCUUAUAACAUCAUGUGUCAAACUGAAAGAAAACUGCUAGCAGAUGAAUAAUCAUUUUAUUUAUUUCAUUUUCAACUAAAACGGUGAAUUUUAAAAUGAGCACUGGCUGGAGAAUACAUCUGUUACGUUUGAGGCCUGGGUUACAAAGGGACCUAGCAUAAAGCAAAGUAGCUAGGCCAGUCACACCAAUGUCUUCAUUUUAACCCAAAAUAUUAAGAAAAAGAAUUAUUUAGCUAUAUAGGGAAUAACCUAAGGUUACAUCCCCAUUUGAACAAAACUUAAGUUUCUAAAGAAGUACCUUUGUAAAAAGAGCUAAAAACGCUAGUGAUCUAACCAAGAAAUUAUACCAACAUUUCUGAACACAGCAAAUCUUCUGAAAAUGAAAUAUAAGACAAUAGACUUAAAAACUAAUAAGGUUUUCUGCUUGUUAGCAUCUGAUAGUUGAUUCAGGAAGUGUACCUCUGAUUUCAGCCAGGUCUCCAGUUUACAGCUCUCCAGCUUUCCCACAUUAACAUCAAAAGUGGUAAUAAUUACUUAAAGUUCAGGUGUUAUAGAUUUUAGAAUCACUUCCACAGGCAAGUGGGAAGAUAACGAACGUAACGGUCAAGGCAUGUACCUUUACAUAAAUGGUGAUGUGUAUGAGGGAGAAUGGAAAGACAACAAGAGACAAGGAAAGGGUGUUUACACAUGUGCUGCCACCAAACUCAAGGUUUGUUCAGACCCUAUAAUUUUGUCUUUUAACAUUGCUAAACAUGGGCUUCCUGUGAAGUACAGAAGUCUAAAUCUACCACCAAGCAUUCCUCACAUGGAACUGAGCGACAAUAACGAGUGUUUUGCAGAAGUCACACAAAAUUGAAAUUUUUGUAUUAAAAUAAACACCAAAACAGAUCGUUUUUUCAUGCAGAGGUUAGUCGAAACUGCAAAGAUUCAUAAGGACUCAUUGCAAACCAGAAAAAAUGAACUUUCCUAUAUACAUGAGCCUUUAAGUUGCAGGCCCCAUAUCUCUAUUACUUCACCACAAACAUCCUCAUGAAAGUUCCAUUUUUUUAAAAAAUUCAACACGAUAAAUAAAUUAUUUAUUGAUCUAGAGCAGCGUUAUUAAGGCUGUGUAAAAAAUAGGAAUAAUUGCAAAUAUUGUGUGACAAUCUGCAAAACAUGCUAUGGGCUCAUAGAUUAACCAUGCUUUCCAAAUAAUAGUUCGAGUUCCUGAGGCCCUAAGGUGACUUUUGUUGUACUCUUUUUGAUUCACCAGCUAAGUAAAUACAAGGCAGUUUGGAAGAGGAUUUCACAGUUUUAGCACACUUUGGGCUAAAAAAAAAAACGAAAACAAAGUAAUAAAAUAAUAAUUAUUAGAAAUAUCCAUGGCUUCUGCAUGCAGACUUGAACAUGUUAUGUUUAUGUCAUUAUUGGUUUAAGUAUGAUGGAAGCUGGAUGAAUGGAAGACUAUCUGGACCUGUUAAAAUGAUCCUACCAAACCAUGUUUAUCUGGGAACAUUUUACGACAGUUUAGUAAGUAUUAAUUCUUAUGAAAUUUGUGUGGACAGGGAUCCACUGGUUUGUGCGGAAAUGACAGGAAUAAAACAAGUUAAGUGUAACGUAAUAAAAUAGUAAAUAUAGAAUAAGCUUAAUAAAAUAUUAUCAGGGGCAUAGCUGAGCCUCUAUGCCUAUAGUACGCAUGUGAAUAACCUGGAAAAAAGACAAGGAUAAAUUUAAGACAAAGUAGAAAAGCAAAACAAAGGGGGACAACUGGAAAAGGCACUUUUCCCCACAAAGUCCCCCCUAAACUUUUUCAAACAAAAUGCAGUGUUUUCCCCAAUUAUUCUUAUGUCUUGUACAAUAGCCAUAAAUGCAGCCUUAAGAACAUGGUCUUUAUCACAGCAAUAAAAAAAUGGAAGUGUAAUCAAGUCAAAUUAUGAUCAUUGGAGUGUACUCCAUUUUGGUCUGUAGCCCACACAAGUGGUAAAAAAAGUCAGACAACCACAUUUUACUUUAAUCAACAGUAUAAUAUAUAUGAUUAUAUAUAGACAGAAUUUGGAUUACACAACUUUGUGUAGUAAUAAUGUUUAAAUCAUAACCAAACCAAGAUGAAAUAUGUGACAAUUUCAACUUAUAUUUAAUGAAAACACAAGAUCUCCAGAGUGUUUGCUAUUCCUAAGUGUGGAAAAAAACAAUAUCAGAGUGCAUGCAGCUAUCCCAGCAUGCACAAGUGCAUGCAUACAGUCCAACUACAUAAUUUAUUAUUGUACUAUCAAAUAGAGUUUUCUAUUACAUUAGGGAGCUAAAGCAACGACGACAGCAAUGGCUACAAAGACAUCACUUAAAAAGUGAAAUUGCUCUACCUUAGAAUUUUUCGCACUUAUUCCAUUUCAUCAAUUUUUUUGGGAGUUGAUAGAAUUCUAAAGGACAGUAUCAAAGUUCAGGAAAAAAAAAGAAAGUUGUUGUUGUGUUCCCGUCCUCAACAAAAUGUGAAGUUAAAUAGGCCCUAUCACAUUGUAGUCAUGCAACGAUGGCUAAGAAAUUUACAAAAAAGCAUGAUGCAGCUGCAAAGUUGUUGUUUUGCCAAUCUAACCGCAUUGCUUUUUUGCCUUUGUUGUUGCUGAAGCUCCAUAUUGUCCUGCUAAAGCUGAAAUCAGGUCUUCCAAUAUAGCCACUUGAGGGAGUUUUAUGACCUUUCUGCAUAGAUAAUUAAAUACAUCAUAAUUUGUUAGAACUAAAUAUUUUUAAUUUCCACAUACUAGCCAUGUGGACCAGGCAGGUAUGUCUUUGACUUUGGAAUUGAACAGCAUGGGGAAUACAUUAUUACUGAGAAGGUAUCUACAUAUUAAUUAUUUUAUUUCAAUACAUUAAUAUUAAUAUGACCUUACUGUACGUCUAAACCAAAUAAGUAUAGAUGUUCAUUACCACAAUGUUUUUACCAUGAAUCUGCCCCACUUUCACCAAUUCUUUUAGGCAUUCCCCCUUUAAAUGUCUCUCGUGUCAAAGCUGUGUAGUUCAUAUUGUUGAUAUAAUUACCAGUUAAAUGCCUAUGGAGCAUAAUGCUUGCAAAGUUAUUACUUGCAAAUGACUAAAUCACAGUUUUAUGUCAAACAAAUGUGUCUACCAAGCAUUAAAAUAAAUGAAAAUGUUACAAACAACAAAAAACUGAAAAACUGUUAGCCAGUAGUACAACAAGUUUUCAAACACCAUCUGCUUAAAUCUUUUUCAAGUUUGUUCACCCAUGCCUUUUCAUACUUUUUUCUAACGUUUUGGGAGGUUAAUUUUGUUUCGCUUAAGUUGGUGACAGUUACGACUGUUUGAAUUUCAAUAAAUUUUGCGACACAGCUCCUUUAAAUGAGCCUUCCCCUUCCCCAACUUAAAAAAAAGCGCCUAAAGGUUGAUUUCCAAUGAUGCGCUUUUGGCAACACAUGUUAACGCACGUAAAUUUCAAUCACAUAAUUAAAAUAGAAGCAAGAUAAAAAGUGCCGUCAGCUUAACCAAGAAGAUGAGCGAGGUUCAACUUUAUGCACAUAAAAAUUACGCAACACUGGAAAUUAACCCUAAGGGCAAAUCAAGUCUUUGAGACCUAGAAGUAAAUAUUUAUCUGUUGUGAUGUAAUUUGUGCCUUUUGCUCUCACAAACAGUUAACAGAAAAUGAGGAACAGAUAAUGGAUGUUCCUGUCUGGAAAUGCAAACCAGAUCUUUAUCCACUGGGUUCAACAAAAUAAUAAACAAAAGGAAACAAUCACCUACACAAGACAUGUCAGGUUCAUGUGUUAGACAGUUAGGGCUCAGCACACUUCAUGUUAAUGACUGCUCUCAAAGGUUUUCCACAGUUUACAGUCA
Messenger RNA from Porites lobata, 5636 nucleotides. Lineage: Eukaryota; Metazoa; Cnidaria; Anthozoa; Scleractinia; Poritidae. The record is from the annotation of a GenBank genome assembly.